AUGUCAAAAGCAUCCGUAAAGGGGCAGAACGCCCUGGAAGAAAAGUGCAGUGGACUCACCGAGUCGUUCAAAGCCAUGAUUAGUGAGCUUUCUAGAGGAAGUCAGAUGAAACAAAAGUAUCUAAAGGCUAUCAGUGAUGUUGAGGAGUUCUCUAAAACUUGCAGAACCGACAAGGACGUUGAACAUGGAAAGUUAGAGAGUAACGCAGAGUCACCAGAGAAUGUUGCAGAGCAAAACGAGCAGUAUCUUCUAAAGGCCAAUCAAACAUCUUCUACUCCAUACAACGGAAUCAAGAGUAGCUAUGAGAACUCCAAGUUCCCUUUCAAAGUUUGCAUCGUAGCGAUUUUGGAAGGUGUAGAACACUGUAAAUCAAAAGGAAAAACUCUUUUACCGCUUAUUUCCGCUAUACAACAUCUACUGUGUAUAUCUGAUUUGCUAUUGGAAGGAGAUGUGGAAGACAAGGGUGUCCAUCUGAUGCUAGGGGAUUUAUUCAAGGCGUUUGAGAUCAUUUCAUCUUCUAGUGUGGAGUCAGUACUUUUGCGGCUUGUUCAAACAAUUCUGCAACUAUGUUCACAAAACUCUCAGAUUCUGCACUUUGGCGAUCUAAUAAUCCAUGCAUUCCAUAUUUUUGAUUCGCUUCUCCCGCAAAGUAAAGUGGAAACUGUCGUAAAAUGCGGAUUGAGACAACUGGUUUCAUGCAUAGCUGCUCAAAAUGUGAUAGGAUGUAUAAUGGCGCCAAAUAAGCUUCGUAACGAAGAUGUUAUUCUUAAACUUGUGAAGAUUUUGUGUGAAACGGUAAAUAAUCUGGACAUGAUGAUCGCUCUACCAAAAGUUACAAAAUCAGGAUAUGGACUUUUCAAAAGAGACAAGGAUUCCCAGCAGGGAAAAAUCCUCCGUAGUAACACACAUGAUAGCGCUAAAAUGGAGGCUUUACAGAAUUCUGCGAAAACAGAUGAUAAAGGUGCCGGACGAGUGCUUGAAAAUUCAAAAGAUCUCGUGCUGCACAAUUUUGACGGAAAGUUUGCGUUCGAUAUGCUCUUGAUAUUAAUAGAUUCUCUUCCAUCUGGAACUCUUGUUACAGCUUGUUCUUUACAGAGUGCAUUAAACACUGAUAUUUUACCAUGUAUAAAUCGUUUGUUUUCCAAUGGAAAUCCUCAGGAUGCAUCAACUCUGCUCAUAAAGGUUUUGGUUGGGCACAUUUAUUAUGCUGAAAGUCACAAGAGCUGUGAAAUUGGAGUACAAAUAUCUUUGGAACCAUUUGAAGAGUUUAUAUACAAGGGAAUUGAAUCUUUAACAAAUGAUAAAGAAGCCGUCUCAGACAAGCAAACAUCAAAGGCGUGGAUGAACUGUUUCAAACAACUCUUGGGCUCUCCUGAAUUUGUUUAUGCAUCAAUGUGUUCAAAUCUAAUACACAAGGAGAUUUUGGAAGCAAUAACAAAAUUUCAGGAUAGGGAAGCUGAGAGCAUACAAUAUCGCGUUAAUUUAUCAAUCGCUCCGGAGACUAAUAAUUCUAUGCCUGUGGAACCCUGGCAUAAAAAAUACACAUGUCAAAUUUCACACUUGUUGCGUCCGCUUCCACUUUUUAGUAUCGAGGUAAAUGCAGAUUCUUGUGCACUAGACAUUAACAAUAUGCACAAGGAUUUUUCCAUAGAGAACGUAUAUUUGCAGUGUGUAUACAAUUAUAUCUCCACUCUAUACACGGUAACCUUGAAUUGUUUAAGAGAUACUGUCUACUAUGUCCCAUACAAAAUUCUUUAUAUGGAUGGGAGUGGAAUCAAAUGUAGUACUAACAUGGAUUUUAGGUCAGAUGUAGAAACUAUUAUUGGGAUUAUAAAAGGAUUUAAAAAAUAUGAUCGCGCAGUAUUCACGUGUUUGCAAAGUUUAUUAGUUGUAUGUAAAUUAAAGGGGCUAGAUCGUGCAUAUGAAGAAUGUAUCAAUUUGAUUAUCGGCAAGAGUUUAGAAAAUAUAAAGUCAGGGGUAGGAUACGACCCUAAUUUUCCCCUAAACUCUACCAUGUGUAUGUGCUCCAUCGUCGUCAAUUUUUCGGGUAUUCUUACUCAAGAGGCUUGGUUUCUGAUAUUAGAAAAACUCUUUAGAAUUUUAUAUGAAAACGACCCAGAAAGCGGUGAACUUGUAAUGUAUGGGAAAUCCACGGAUAGUCCCAAAAAUUCCUUGGUGGAUAAAAGACAAAUGAGUGAUUCCAAGAGCAGUCAAAAGCUAAACGAUAAAGGCAAGGUAGAAAAUAUGAAAAUGGGAGGGUCUGUUCAGUAUUUUACGAGGAAAUUUGUCCCUAUAAUUUGGAGUAUUUUCAAAUCUAAAGUUGAAGCUUUUGAUUCUGAGACUCUCUCAAAAUUUUUGAUAGCAUCAGGGUUGUUGACAAUUCACCGGAUACAUGAAAACAUUAUCACAGGUAAUUUUUCAGAUGAGCAACCAAACGGUGAUGUCGACGCAAGAGACGAACAUGGAGACUAUGAAACAUUUAUGGAGCCUGUUUCUCACUUUGUGCAAGAUUGGGAAGAUUUGUAUAUACAAAUCUCUGGUGGAUCUACAAGGUACAAUGGAACUCACUUUGAGAGAUAUUUGAACUAUAUAUUUAGUCAACCUUUGCCAUUUUGGUGUUCUCCGAGAGAAAAACUACGCUACCACAAGUUUUUGAUAAAGGCGUACAUUGCAUGUACCGAGAAUGUCCCAUUUACAAGCUACAAAAUGGUCACAAUGUUAAACUCUAUGAUUCUAUACAGUUGUUUUGCAUCGCAUGAGGCUAUGCCAGGUCUAGAAGUUGUGACAUCUUAUAUUGCAAAGAAAACCUGUUCAUUAAUGACACAAGUUUGUAUCUCAGAUAAACACUCUGAGGACAGUAUUGAAGCUUUGGUGUUCCUCUUGUACCAGCUUAGUAUAGAAUGCAAAUUUGGGUCUUUGAAUCGCCAAGAAAACUUUGUGGGUAUUACACUAGAACAAAUUCUCUCUGGUCUUUAUUCACUUGUACUUUCUGUUUUUAACAUUUUGGAAAGGAGCGAUCGGAUGUUGGAAAUUCUCCAUACUUUGACAGAAAUAUGCGCGGUAAAUAGUGGUGAUGAAGAACAAAGUAAGGAAACCUCUGGAUACUGCGGUAAUAUCGAUGUACUUAUAGACAUAUUUGCAUCUCUAGUAGAAAACUCACUGGAUUAUUUAAAUGAGAAGGCAUGUGAAAAGUUUGCAAAAUGUCUCCAUAUGCUUGCAAGCGCCAUAUUUAGCGACAAUGUAAUCUUUAGGAUCAUCGGAUUAAUGGUAAACUUUGCAGAUCACAUUAUGAAGUUGAUUCCAGAUGGUGUUGAUUCAGAUGAGAUUGUAAAUGGAACGAACCGUGCCUUGUUAUGCACAACACUUGCCAUAUUUAGAGUGGCUUGUCUCUCAAGCAAUGUGAGUAAGAAAAACUGUGCAAUAAAAUCGCUGGCGCUAUUUAUACAAACUCAUUUGCAUUCCUUUGAUAAAGGACUCUGGGAUUACACUUGCAAGGAUGUCUUAUAUUGUAUAUCUGAAGAACUUAGAGACAGGGUGGAUCUGGAAGUUAGAAAGUAUGCUGCAUCAGAGGCCGGUAGUGCUCCUGCAGACGUAUCUGUACAUAACACUGUAUCUGCGCUUUCCGAGACUCAAUCACUCUUGCUAGCUUGCAAAGAAUUUUCAGGUGCAAUGGUUGGUUCUAGUAGACUAUAUUGCGCAGUAGAUGUGCUUAAUUCUUUGCUGCGUGGAAUUGGAUCCUCUGUAAAUGCAAUUUUGAACAUAAAAUCCUCGAUUGUUGAUCUAAAACAACCCUUUUCAACCUUGUCAACGAUACUCAUAGAAUACAGAGGUCUCCAAAGUGUAUGGAAUACGGGUUUACAUUUGUUGGACAGAUUGCAGUCUGAAGAGACAAAACAUGGAAUAUAUCUUGUUUUGUGUGCGGUAUUGACCGAUCCAAAUGCAGAAAUGGGACAAACGGAAGAAAUAGUCAGGGUGUGUUUAGGAAAGGAUCUUGUUCUUCCUUCUCCCAGAAGCACUGAUGAAGAACUGCUUCCAUUUGUGGUUCCGCCAUGGUUUUACGAACAUAAUGACUACGAUUGUCGUGUUCUCGAGUUACCGGAAUAUGUUUACCAGGGCUCUCAAGUGAAGAUUGUUUCUUCAAUGGCAUCCGUUUUGAAAAUUGAGUUACGCGAUAAGAUUGCAAAUUCAGUUGGAAUUCUGCAGGAUAUGCAACUUUUACAGCUAGUCAGUAUGAAUUAUGUUCCAAAUAUUCUGACACAUCAAGGAGUAUAUAUACAGUCUACUGAUGGCAAUGUUGACAUUAAAGGUACUCUAUCGGAUAGCAGUACCAUGGAAAACAUCACUGCGUAUUUGAAGGAACCUCCACUCUUCAAGGUGGCUCUAGGAAAUACUCAAUUCACUCCUAUCUUUUCGUGCAUGAAGAGUAUAAAGGAGGCUAGUAGUCUUGUCUCACUUGUAAACUGUCUGGUAUGUAAACUUUUGAGAAGAGAGAUUGAAGACUUGGCAAUGUCAUUACAAUUCUUGGACUACAUUGCGAAUACUUUUCACGAACUAGUACUCAAAUUUGUACAGGAGUGCGUAGAUGGAGGAAAAGAUGGCUGUAAAUGUUCAAAUAUGAACAAUUCUACUCCAAGGGGGAACCAGGGAGCGGUUGAAAUUAAAGUAUCUCCAAGAGGUCUUGAUCUAGAGGAUGAGGGCGAGCAAGUGAUAUCGGCGCGUUCAGAAUCAUUUGGAAUGUACACUUGUGUAACAAUAGACAUAACAAAGAAGAGCUCAUACACUGUAAAUGUGGAAUACAUAGAUGACAUCAUCUCCAAUAUCAUGUCUUUACAGGAUGAUGCUGCUGACACUACAACGUCCACAAUGUUCCGAAAUGGUAUACUGGUAUCUGCGCCUAUUAUAUUGGAUGCACUUGUAAAAUUCACAGAAUGCAAUCCGCAUACUGAAAUUUACAUUAUAUCCUAUCAAUGUGCGCUUGACAUUGCAAAAUGUGCCUAUGUUGGAGCCUUCUUUGACAUGCACAUUAAUGGCUUUGCAAAUAGGGAAUCUUUAAUGAACUAUUGGUGUGCGUUGCGAGAUUCUUUACUCUUUUAUCGAAAAUCGGCGCCACUGGAGUCUUCUGGGAUAAACUUUACUACAUUGCUCCACUCAAUCGCAAUUGAAUUUGUAACUUCGCUGGUGAUAUCUCCCUUUAGCAUCGCACCUCAUUUUGCGUCUCUAACGUUUGUAGACAUCUUGGAUUCUUAUGUAACAUCCAAAUCUCCCAUCCUCUGCAGAAUUGCACUCCAACGACUUUCAGAUGCAGCAACGUGCCCUCAAGUAUAUGAUGGAACCGAAUGCAAAAGGGUUGAUGAAGAAGACAUUGAAAACUAUUACACUCUUUACUACCGCCUUUCUUAUGUAAAAAGCGCAUUCUUUCUGCUUUUUAAACAUUUAAAAUCGUUCAUGAAAGGAACUGAUGUCGAAAAACUUGCAGCCAUGCAAAUUGCGGAAACAAUUGUUACACCUCCAACCAAAGCGUUAUUCAACAAACAAGAAAUGGAACAACAUAAACUACUAGAAUGUAAUCAGAAACCAAUGCUAUAUCUACUCCAUGAUGAUAUACUGGAUGGACUAAAUGGAUCGGAACGAGUAUCACAAGCAUCAAAGAAGUUGCUAAAUCUACUCUUGAAAUCUCUCGGCGUUGCCAAGUUUGACAAGUGA
Theileria equi strain WA is the source of this 5703-nucleotide messenger RNA. RefSeq lists its product as hypothetical. The coding region runs from base 1 to 5703 and encodes 1900 amino acids. The record is from RefSeq and is a predicted model, not a curated record. The transcript has a single exon. Lineage: Eukaryota; Apicomplexa; Aconoidasida; Piroplasmida; Theileriidae.